GCUUCAAUUCAUACAACAACUCAACAUACACACAUAUUCUCUCUCUUUGUUUCUCUCUUCCUCUUAUAUGUAACUUUCUCAUUGCAUUCUCUAAAAUAAAGCAAAUAUGAGCAAAGUUGCAACCCUAUUCUUCAUGGCUCUGUUCCUCUGCUACAUGUUCACCGACUCUGCACGCCCCGAACCGGCUUUUCAAAAGGAAUCUUUGGUAGUAACACAACAACAGGAUGUUGAGGAAGUUGAUGAAAGCUGUGAAGGCCUCAAAGAGGAAGAAUGCUUGAUGAGGAGAACGCUUGUUGCUCACACAGACUAUAUUUAUACACAGAACCAUAACCCUUAAAACAAUUUCCUUCACCUUGUUUUGGUCACUUGUCUAUUAUUUGUAUUUUUCGGUAUAUCAUGUUCUGGUAUCUGGUUUAUUUGGCCCAGAGAUAUUUAUACUUUUUUCUGCUUUUGUGUAAUAUAUUUAUAUGCCAUAAAAUAUAAAUUAUUAGUAUUAGUAUUUAUAAAUUUGCACAGCAAAAACUUUUGACAAUCA
Molecule: messenger RNA, 535 nt
Organism: Cicer arietinum (chickpea)
Lineage: Eukaryota; Viridiplantae; Streptophyta; Magnoliopsida; Fabales; Fabaceae
Product: phytosulfokines 3
Biological process (GO): cell population proliferation
Cellular component (GO): extracellular region
Molecular function (GO): growth factor activity
Source: RefSeq, a predicted model, not a curated record